This is a messenger RNA of Sclerotinia borealis F-4128, 1386 nucleotides long. The record is from the annotation of a GenBank genome assembly. NCBI's taxonomy places the organism in Eukaryota, Fungi, Ascomycota, Leotiomycetes, Helotiales, Sclerotiniaceae.
AUGCGGCCUACAACAAUAUUGGCUCCGAGCCUCUUCCUACUCACAUCCUUCACACAAUCCACAAGCGCAUUAAAAGCUCUCCCAAAUUCACCAUGUGCUUCGAAGUGCGGCAAUGUUUUAGGAGGAACGAAGGGGGAUGAUGAUAUCGUGUGUCAGGAUACUGGCUAUACAAGUUUAAUUGGAACAACAUAUUCAGGUUGUGUGGGAUGUCAAUUAUCGAGUACUUUUGUUGAUCCUUCAACCAACCAGACGGAUUUGGAAUGGGGUUUAUAUAAUUUGAGAUAUGCCAUGAGUUGGUGUCUCUUCGGCUUUCCAAAUAAUACCGCGGUGGAGGAUACGCCAUGCAUAACGUCCACAUCCUGCGCUCCCAUGCAAGAAGCCAUCGAGUAUGGAAAUCUGUCGACGGAUGCUCAAAUGGAGUAUGGAUACUGCUCAGAUAUCGCUACGAAUCAGAUUUUGGAAUGUCAAAACUGUCUCCGAAUUUCCGCGGCAACAUACUAUCUGAACAACUUCUAUACUCUCCUCUAUGGAGCCUGUGAUCAACAACCCGCACCGGGCUCAACAUUAUCCUUUCAAGGCUCCCCUUUCUCCACCACCCAACUCAACAUGACAUCUCCAACCCCAACCGCUGUCCCCGGUACAGCCUAUCCAGGUCUCUCCCUCAAUGGACGAAUCGGCAUCGCAGUAGGCGUGAUCCUCCUCGCCCUCUUCAUAACCGGCUUCUGCAUCGUCUUCAACGGCCGCCGUCGUCGCCGUCGCAUCCUCCACCAACAUCAACUCGACACCGGCUACGCCGCCUGGAAAAACGCCCAUGAUGUCGAUGGCCUCGGCGGCCAUAUCCCCGUCCUCGAAACCCACAGUGCAGACUCCAACAUGACAUCCGGCUCAGGGGGCUUCUUCGAUAGCCCCAACUCGCAACAAGCGCUGCAACCAAGUUAUUGGGGUCAGCAACAACCACAUGGGGGUAAAUUCAAUGGACCCGCUAUCAUGACGCCUAUUGAAGAUAGUCCCAUUACUCCCAUGGGCGAAAAAGUCUAUCUCAGUCCCUAUUCAUCGCAAUACAAUAGUCCAGCAACAGCAUCCACGGAUGCAAAUAGCAGGAGUCCGAACGGGGAUCCGUGGCCAAUGGAUAAGAAAGGGAGUUUUGGACAAGGAGGAGGAAGUAUGGCGGAGAAACUUAAGGCGAGGGAGAGGGAGAGGGCACGGAGGAAGAAAGAGGAGGAGGUGCUGCACGAGAGGAAUCAAAUCGAGUUGCAAAAUAUGCAGGAUUUUCAGGAGAGGAAUGUGGCGCCUGUGUUGGGUCAUCCGGGGUAUGGAAGGGAGCGGGUGAGGGAUGAAGGGAGGGGGUUGAAUAGUGAGGAUUUAAGGAGAGGCGAUGCGGUUUAG